AUGGGCAGGCGCGUCCGGGGAAGUGAGACCGUCUCACGUGUUGCAGAUGUCCAUGGGCGGCGGAAGGCACAAUCGAAGGUCCCGGGAGGGCGGAGCCAAGUGGACUACAUUUCAGGAAUAGCUGCUCUCAACGAUCUCGAGGGCCAUCAUCCGGGUUCGUAUGUUGACUGUAGUGUCACAUGUUUUAUACAUGCUCAUGGGUAUCACUUCACAUCGGGUGAACCGCGACCUCGCUCGCCAACUUUUCACCUAAACAAAAGAAUAAUGACAACCGAAUCAACAUAUUAUAAAUCUACUCUAAGUUUAGAGUACUUGCCCAACGCGGACCUGGAGGUGAUACAGGGCCUGGACGACAAAAUGUACGAGGACUUGAUGAACGAGAUCCCCAUACUGAGGCAGGUGAUCAAGGGCAACAGGAAGAACAAGACGCUUCGGCUGGAAACGAGCGCCCUGCCCUUCGUGUUCGGGGAAGGGGAGGUGCCGAAGGCGAGCUCCGCGGCGCUGGGCAACUACGCCAACUCGACCGCCGUCGGCGGCAGGCGGCUCCCCUACCGCACCAGGUGGCCGUCGAACAGCAGGCUGCGCUCCGAGCGCACGUCCCCUGCGCGCCGCGGCGGCCCCGACACCUGGCCCGACAUCACCUUCACGGCCUUCUGGCGGCUCGUCUACCCCUACCUCAUCUCGUGCUUCUGGUGCGGCCUCAACGAGACGCUGCUGCCGCAGACGUCGCUCUGCCACGACGUGUUCGACUCGGACGACGGCGACGCGCGCAAGAUGUGGCGCUUCUUCCGCGCCCGCUGCUUCUACUACGACAGGUGGCGCUACUACGACAGGCAGUUCCAGAACAGGCACCGCUACCCGCCGUUCGUGGUGUGGAAGUGGGACGUGGGCCUGAAGAAGGACAUGUUCGGGCCAUACAUGCACGGCUGCUUCAAGCGCUACGUGGAUGUGGGGCCGCUGUACACGUCGCGCGGCUGCCGCGGCCGCUUCCUGCCGUGGCGCUCCUACACAAGGGACUUCGCCGCCCACCGGCUCAUGAGGCUGGAGCUGGUGGCGAGGGGCCACGCGGACGUGUGCGUGCACAGCCCCUACGCCUCGCUCACGCCCUUCAGCCGCUCCGUGUCGCUCUUCGUGCGCUACCACGUGUGCGUCUGCGACACGCGCUACUGCAACCUCUCCGCCCCACCCGCCCCGCCGCCGCCGCUGCCCACGCUACUACUUCUGCAUUCCUACAUGUUGCUCUUCCAA
This is a messenger RNA of Iphiclides podalirius (scarce swallowtail), 1248 nucleotides long. NCBI's taxonomy places the organism in Eukaryota, Metazoa, Arthropoda, Insecta, Lepidoptera, Papilionidae. The record is from the annotation of a GenBank genome assembly.